Carassius auratus (goldfish) is the source of this 924-nucleotide messenger RNA. Its product is annotated as asialoglycoprotein receptor 1-like. The transcript has 4 exons. The record is from RefSeq and is a predicted model, not a curated record. Lineage: Eukaryota; Metazoa; Chordata; Actinopteri; Cypriniformes; Cyprinidae. The coding region runs from base 1 to 801 and encodes 266 amino acids.
AUGCGGACUCAGACUGUGGAAAUGGACAGAGGAGAAAGAGUGGAGAUGAUGGUGGCCAUCUAUGACAGUGCAGAUACUGAGAGACAUCAUGAUCUCCGUACUCACGCAGACAGACAACAACCACUUCAACACACAGGAAGUGUCUCGGUGAUGAACAGAAAGCAAAGAGCAGCUGAAGUGUGUUUGAGUCUGCUGUGUUUUCUUCUGCUGACUGCUGCAAUAGUGCUGUGUGUGUGUUUCACCACCGAGAGAAAUCAGUUACUAACUCAGAUCAGUAACCUGAGUGAAGAAAGAGAGAAGACACUUACAAAAUAUGAGCAGAUACUGAACAAUAACAAUAACCGGACUGAAGAAUGCAAGCAAAUACUCUCUAAAUAUGAGCAGAUACUGAACCACAAUAAGAACUUGACUAAAGAAAGAGAGCAGUUAUUUACGAAUAAUAUAAAAUUAAUAGCAGAGAAAGAACAUUUACUGAUGGAGAACAAAAAUAAGACAGAAAAAAGAGAUCAGAUAAUAAAGACCUGUGAACUCCAACAAGGACUAUUGGAAGAUCAGCAAAAUGAUCCCUUCAAAUGGAUUUACUACAACUUCAGUUUUUAUUAUAUUUCAUCUGAGUUGAAGAGCUGGACUGACAGCAGGAGAGACUGUCAACAGAGAGGAGCAGAUCUGGUGAACAUAAACAGUCCAAAGGAACAAGAUUUUUUACAAAAGAUUGCUGUUUCUGAUCACUUUUGGAUUGGUUUGGGAAAGGUGGAGGGGAAAUGGAAAUGGAUUAGUGGCACCAUAAUGACAAAUGGGUGAGAGAUCAAUGAAUUUAACUCAUCAUAAGCCUGAAACCUUCUGUACAGUCAGUAUCAUAUAGUAUUCAGAACUGAAUGAACCGAAUGAAUGAUGAUCUGCUUCACUGUUGUUUCAGGUACUGGA